Messenger RNA from Drosophila navojoa, 836 nucleotides. RefSeq names its product serine protease 1. NCBI's taxonomy places the organism in Eukaryota, Metazoa, Arthropoda, Insecta, Diptera, Drosophilidae. Gene Ontology annotation, molecular function: serine-type endopeptidase activity. The record is from RefSeq and is a predicted model, not a curated record. Gene Ontology annotation, biological process: proteolysis.
CCAAUCACAUUCUACUCAAGUAUGACAGCUCUCGUGCUAUUGCUUUCAUUGGCUUUUGCCGCUGCUUCUGCAAACAACAAUCAGACAACGAUAAAGAUCUCGCCGGAGGAUCUGCCUGUCGGUGUUUUUAUUAGCAAUGGCUAUCCUGCACCCGAAGGCAAGGCUCCCUACAUUGUCAGUCUGCUGAUAAGAACGGAUAACAGCAAUAGAGUUGCAAUAGGCGGCGGCACCAUCAUCGGCAACACCUGGGUCCUGACAGCAGCUCAUUGUCUAACCACGGACUAUGUGGAAAUCCAUUACGGCUCCACUUGGCGAGGCAAUGGCCAAUACUAUCACAGUGUUCGAAAGGAGAACUUCAUUCGCCACCAUCUCUGGCCCGAUACCAAUGGCAAUGACAUCGGCUUGAUACGCACUCCGCACGUUGACUUUACGCCAACAGUCAACAAGGUUAACCUGCCCAGCUUCAGCCAACAGAACGAGCUCUUCGAGAACUGGUGGGCAGUAACUUGUGGCUGGGGAGGACAGGCCAAUGGACAAUUGGCUGAUUGGCUGCAGUGCGUCGAUCUACAAAUCAUGAGCAACAACGAGUGCUCAAAGACCUAUGGCAAUCUACCAAACGGCAUACUGUGUGUGGGUACACCAGAUGGAAAAUCCACCUGCGGCGGUGACUCCGGUGGCCCGUUGGUAACACACGAUAAUCCCAUUCUAGUGGGCGUAACAUCUUUUGGUUCGGCAGCUGGCUGCAUGCUCGGACACCCAGCUGGAUUUACGCGCGUGACCGCUCACUUGGACUGGAUACGUGAACACUCUGGAAUUGCUUACUAAUUAGCUCCAAU